Diplodia corticola is the source of this 2664-nucleotide messenger RNA. RefSeq names its product chloride channel 3. Gene Ontology annotation, cellular component: early endosome; Golgi apparatus; membrane. Gene Ontology annotation, molecular function: voltage-gated chloride channel activity. The coding region runs from base 1 to 2664 and encodes 887 amino acids. Gene Ontology annotation, biological process: chloride transport; transmembrane transport. NCBI's taxonomy places the organism in Eukaryota, Fungi, Ascomycota, Dothideomycetes, Botryosphaeriales, Botryosphaeriaceae. The record is from RefSeq and is a predicted model, not a curated record. The transcript is spliced from 7 exons.
AUGUCCGCCUCCGCCAGCUCUCGCGACAACACCCAUCCCUACGCCGAAGCUUCCCAGAGCCGCAGCCGCACGCCCUCCGGCCACUCGACGCCCCACGACCGCCCCGACAGCGAUGACGAGGCGAACCUGCUCGACGACGACCCGCUCGGGCCUGGCUUGCGCGAACAGGUGUCGUUCAAGCGCCGCAACAAGAGCCUGAGCAACAAUGGCCUCUCGCUCUCCGCCCUCCCCAAGCUGUUCACCUCGCGCCAAUCCACCCCCACCCAGCGCCCCUCGUCGUCGCGCGCCGAGCACCGCCGCAUUCGCAGCAAUUCCGUCCUCGACAAUCCCAACGCCCCCGCCCACGUCGACGACGAUGCGAAGGAUUCCUCUGGCGUUGACUGGUACAUCGAGGGCCCCGGCCGCCGUGUGGGUUAUGACGACCUCACAGCUAUUGAUUGGAUCUUCGAAUACGCAAAGGAGCGCCAGCGCCUGCGGUUGCUGUACGCCGGCGCGUCUGGCGUCCUGGGCCAGCUCAAGCAAAUCGGGGACGCGAGUCAGAUCUGGAUUGUGCUCAUCCUGACCGGUCUGGCGAGCGGCAUAGUCUCUGCGUGCAUCGACGUCGUGAGCGAUUGGCUGGGCGAUCUGAAGACUGGCUUCUGCCAGAACGAAGGUGGAGACGGCAAGUUCUACUUGCACAGGAACUUCUGCUGCUGGGGAUACGAGGAACUCGCGCAGUGCGCUGAUUGGCAUCCCUGGAGCAGCGCCCUUGGCGCUACCUCCAAGGCCAGCAGCUACAUAGUCGAAUACCUAUUCUUCGUGCUUUUCUCUGUUGUCUUUGCGGCAUGUGCCACCAUCUUGGUUAAAAACCAUGCCAUAUACGCCAAACAUAGUGGCAUCCCUGAGAUCAAGACCGUUUUGGGUGGUUUCGUCAUACGUUACUUCAUGGGCGGCUGGACUUUGGUCAUCAAAUCACUUGGCCUGUGUCUCUCUGUGGCUUCCGGGCUGUGGGUCGGCAAGGAAGGCCCGCUGGUCCAUGUCGCCUGCUGCUUCGCAAAUCUAUUCAUGAAGUUCUUCACGAAUCUCAACGGCAAUGAAGCACGUAAACGGGAGGUUCUCUCCGCCGCUGCCGCCGCUGGUAUUUCAGUGGCUUUCGGCGCUCCCGUCGGAGGUGUGCUCUUCAGUCUUGAGACCCUCUCCUAUUACUUCCCCGACAAGACAAUGUGGCAGAGUUUUGUUUGCGCCAUGACCGGCGCGGUGGCUCUCCACUGGUUUGAUCCCUUCCGGACAAACAAACUUGUCAUGUACCAAGUCACCUAUCACUCAGGCUGGCACGGGUUUGAGAUGGUCCCCUACGCCAUCAUCGGUGUCCUUGGUGGCCUGUACGGUGGCGUCUUGAUCAAGCUGAACCUCAAGAUAGCUGAAAGACGACGCGACAGCCCCUUUUUCAAUGGGCCGCUUCGUGAAGUGGUUGCCGUCAGCCUCGUGACGGCCUUGAUCAACUUCCCCAUCAAGUUCAUGCGCGCGCAGGCCACAGAACUGCUAUACGUGCUAUUUGCCGAGUGCCAAGAUAUCAUGGACGACCAACUCGGUCUCUGCAAGGCAGGAAAAGCCAAUACCGAAGUCAUCUCGCUUCUACUGGUCUCUGCCGUCCUUGGAGUUGUCCUUGCGGCGGUCAGUUUCGGGCUUCUACUGCCAGCCGGCAUUCUUCUUCCGUCGAUGGCCAUUGGAGCCCUCUAUGGACGCGCCAUCGGACUCAUUGUCCGAGUCAUGCACGUAUCGCACAAGAACAAAUUCCCGUUCACUGCGUGUGAGCCUGACGUACCAUGUAUAACUCCAGGCACUUACGCCAUCAUCGGUGCCGCUUCAGCCAUCGGCGGCGCGACGCGCAUGACCGUCUCCAUCGUGGUCAUCAUGUUCGAGCUGACGGGAGCGCUCACGUACGUGCUGCCCAUCAUGAUCGCCGUCAUGAUCAGCAAAUGGGUGGGCGACGCCAUCUCGCCGCGCGGCAUCUACGAAGCCUGGAUUCACUUCAACGGCUAUCCGUUCCUGGACAACCGCGACGACGACGGCUCGUCGGUCCCGGACGUGCCGGCAGCGCAGGUGAUGACGCGCAUCGAGGACCUCGUCGUCAUCACGGCGACGGGCCACACGAUCCAGAGCCUGCGCAGCCUGCUCUCGCAGCACUCGUUCCGCGGCUUCCCCAUCAUCGACAACCCGCGCGACGCGCUGCUCCUCGGCUACAUCUCGCGCACUGAGCUCGCGUACGCGCUGUCGGUGGCGACGUCGGCGCCGCGCAACCUCGGCGUCGACGCCGACGCCUUCUUCGCCCACCAGGCCCUCGCGGACCCGACGACCAGCCUCGACCUGCGCCCGUGGAUGGACCAGACGCCCAUCACGCUCAACGCCCGCGCCGGCCUGCAGCUCACCGUCAACAUGUUCUCCAAGCUCGGCCUGCGCUACGUCGUCUUCGUCGAGAAGGGCUGCCUGCGCGGCCUGCUGACGAAGAAGGACGUCUGGUUCGUGCUGAACGGCGAGGGCGGCGAGAUCAGGGAGUCGGGCAACAUCGUGGGCCGGCACAACAACACUAGUACUGGCAACUCGCUGAUGAGGGAGGAGAGGGGCUUGCUGGCUGCGGACGUGGACGAUGACGACGACGAUGAGGACGGUCACGGCCUUGGGUGA